Ascochyta rabiei is the source of this 1674-nucleotide messenger RNA. RefSeq lists its product as uncharacterized. NCBI's taxonomy places the organism in Eukaryota, Fungi, Ascomycota, Dothideomycetes, Pleosporales, Didymellaceae. The coding region runs from base 1 to 1674 and encodes 557 amino acids. The transcript is spliced from 3 exons. The record is from RefSeq and is a predicted model, not a curated record.
AUGAUCGGUGUGCUGCUGUGUGUGGCUCUGCUGCUGCGGCUUGCGGCAGCCGUCGAUGUGACUGUCGACCUUGGGUACGCCAGGUACAGAGGAAAGGACAUUGGCAAUGGCGUUCAUCGGUGGGCAGGCAUGCGUUACGCAAGGAGUGUGUCUCGAGUCGAUGGUCUGCGCUUCACGGCACCCCAGGAGCCUCUUGAAGAGUUGAACAAAGUGACAUCAGACGCAACCAAAUUUGGCCCUCUUUGUAUCGGCACCCAAAGCGCACUCGCUGCAGAGUUCGGCGACAAGUGGUCAGAAGACUGUCUUUUUGUCAACGUCUUUGCACCCUCCAAAGCCACCAACACGAGCAAACUCCCCGUCUACGUCUUCAUUCAAGGAGGCGGCUUUAACAUGAACGGGAACGCAAAUUACGAUGCUGCCGAUCUUAUCGAUGCUGCAGGUGGGGAUAUGGUUGUGGUCAACUUCAAUUACCGAGUCGGGCCGUACGGCUUCCUCGCCGGCAAGGAGAUCGAGGCCAACAAGACGCUGAGUCUGAACAACGGACUGAAAGACCAGAGGCUGUUGCUAAAGUGGGUCCAGAAGUAUAUCCACGAGUUUGGCGGCAAUGCCGACCACGUCACGCUUGGAGGAGCCAGUGCUGGCGGUGGUUCGGUUGUCCUGCAACUCACAGCUUUUGGCGGACGCAACGACAACCUCUUCCACGCUGUUGCUGCCGAGUCCGCUGCGUUUCCACCUCUACGCAAUGUCAAACAAAGCCAGUGGCAGUACAAUGCCUUGCUCCAACGAUCAGGUUGCCAUGAUCUCGCCUGUCUGACCUCACUCGACUCGGUAACCUUCCAGAAUGCUGUACGGAGUCUCAAGAUUCCCUUCCCCGGUGGCAAGAACCCCCCGAUAUACUUCUGGAACCCAACCCUGGACUACGACUUCAUCCAAGACUACACCUACAACGCCCUCAAAUACGACCGCUACGUCAAGGUCCCCACAAUCUUCGGCGACUCCACAAACGAGGGCAUCAAUUUUACCCCCAAAACCAUUUCCAACUACGAACUCGCCCGUCAAUUCAUUCUCGAUCAGUUCCCCACCGCCAACUGGGCCAAGAUCAGGACGGUCUGGAAUGGCCAGAUGAAUGCUCUCGCCGACGCACGCUGGCGCGGCCUUGCAUCUGACGUAUACGGCCACAUUCGCUACAACUGCCCGAACCUCAACAUGUCCUCCGUCUACGCAGAAAACAAUACGAACCCCACAUACCAAUACCGCUGGAACGUCGGCACUGCCUCACACGUCGGCGAACUGCCGUCGAUUUGGCACAAUGGUACCUCUGCGUCUGCUGUGUUCAUGCAGGCGUACUGGGCUAGUUUCAUUCGAAGCUACGACCCGAACAAACAUACCGCUGACUUCCUGCUUGCCAAGGGACAACAGCUGGACAAUCCUGAGUGGAAGACUUUUGGAAACGCCACGGGUUUAGGCAUGAGACUCAAGUUUGAUGAUGACAACCAAGUGGCCAUGGAGGAAGUCAGUGCCGAAGAGUGGAAGAGGUGCGACGUCAUCACGAACAUGGGCUUGCAUCUGGAGCAACCCGGGAGUGCGGGCUUGCGCGUCCCGUCCCUUACUUCGUCGCUGUACCUUACUUUCGGCAUCAUGUUGUUCGGCUUCGUGCCGUGGCUAUUUCCCUGA